This is a messenger RNA of Penicillium olsonii, 834 nucleotides long. The record is from the annotation of a GenBank genome assembly. Lineage: Eukaryota; Fungi; Ascomycota; Eurotiomycetes; Eurotiales; Aspergillaceae.
AUGCAUCGUGCAUCCUACGACGGCCGUGCUGGCUCUCGAGGCAGUCACAGCAAUAGCAGUGCCUUCAGUCCUAACGCCAACGCCAAUGAAGACUGGACCAAAAUCUCCGAUCUGGCCGAGCGGCGUCGCAUCCAAAAUCGCAUCGCCCAGCGCAACUACCGCAAGAAAUUGAAGCGCCGUCUGGAAGACCUCGAAAGACGAGCAGCCACCUCUGCCUCCCCAGAGCAGUCCCAUGAAGAGCCCCCAUCUCCCAAGGCCUCUCCCAGCAAGACUCGAUCUAAGCAGCGAGCCCCCAAGCCAGAUGUAAAGCCGCACCUGCAAGAUCGACCAGCCUACGACUAUUACACUCCAGAGGACCGCUCCGCCAUGUUCGCACAGCAAUGUACACGGCAGCUGUCGGCGUCACCCCCACCAGUCUUCUCCUAUCCAUCUAUGUCGCCUUAUGACACCUUCCGACCAACCUACCCAACCCCACUCUAUCACACGGCGCCAAACGCCUACAGUGAAAUCAGCUAUCAAACCGAAUAUGGCGAGCAGGUGCCUUCGCUGGUCCCACUUCCUUCGAUGCAACGCAAACUGGCCUACGACGAGGACCUGAUUAGUCCAUUUAGCAUGAGCUAUGCCACAAUGGCCGGUAUCGAUCUAUGCCAGCAGCAAGCACACGCACAGUCACAUCCAAAUGGCCUUCCGGUGCCAUCGCUUGGAUACAGCUACGCGGACCAGCGAGCGCCGUCGACCUCCCCGGAUGCCUCUAUCUUUACCUUCCCCCUCACGCCGGAAUCAGUACCGUGUUCUCCUCGUACGAUGCCGUACGAAUAUGAUCUACGCUCGUGA